Dendrobium catenatum is the source of this 360-nucleotide messenger RNA. Its product is annotated as peroxidase 50-like. Bases 1 to 360 code for a protein of 119 amino acids. Lineage: Eukaryota; Viridiplantae; Streptophyta; Magnoliopsida; Asparagales; Orchidaceae. Gene Ontology annotation, molecular function: heme binding; peroxidase activity. Gene Ontology annotation, biological process: response to oxidative stress. The record is from RefSeq and is a predicted model, not a curated record. The transcript has a single exon.
AUGGCGGAGCUCAAUUUAGAGCUUCUGUUUCUUGUCUCGUCGCCGUUCUCUGAACACUCAGCCUCUUCUUCCAUGGCUGCUUCGUCAAUGUACUUCACAGUUCUCCUUCAAUCUUAUUUUCUUGCUUUUUCUCUGUUUGCGCUCUUCUUAUCCUGUGACAUGCUCGGUUGCGAUGCGUCGGUAAUUUCGGCAUCAACGGCGAACAAUAAGGUGGAACGGGAUAAUUCGAACAAUCCCUCCCUCGCCGGCGAUGAUUUUGACACUGUCAUCAAAGCUAGUGUUGCUGUCGAUGCCAUCACCCAAUGUCGAGACAACAUCUCCUGCGCUAAUAUCCUCGUCAUUGCCACCCCGCACCCAUGA